This is a messenger RNA of Cladocopium goreaui, 761 nucleotides long. The record is from the annotation of a GenBank genome assembly. Lineage: Eukaryota; Dinophyceae; Suessiales; Symbiodiniaceae.
UACCGUUGAGCGUCGCUGUUCGGAUGCCGGAGCCGACGCGGCUCGUAUCGUCCUUGGAGAUGAAACCCACGGAUCUGAAGGUGCGCCUGCCGAAGCUCACGGACAGCUCGGGCGGCCCGUCGUUGUCGGAGAACGUGCGCAGCUUCUUUCAGACGUGUCAGUUCUUUGACGUCUGUCUGGUGGUGAAGGACGUGCGCUUUCCGGUGCAUCAAGCAGUCCUGGCAUCUCUGAGUGAAGGCAUGCAACGCUUUCUGAGGGAGGCCCUGGCUGUGUUGCCGCGCCCGGAAGUGAUGUGCUGCGCCGUGGAGGAGUUGCCAAGUAUCCAGUUGGGCAUCUCCCACCCAAAGGCAGUUCUGGUCCUUCUGGACUUCGCAUACCAAUUGGGUGGUGCCUUCGAAUUGGACAUCGAGGAGCUGCGCGACGUCCUGAAGCUGGCGCAGAUCUUUGAGCUGCCGAUGCUGCAAGAGCGGCUGGUGGAGCCAAUGGCGCAGCAAGUGACCCACGCCAGUAUCAUGGAGAUUUUGGCCAUCUCGGUCCAGUUUGAUCUGAUGGGGCUUUACAAUCACGCCUUUAAGAUCCUGGUUUUGAGUGGUUACUUGAAGGAGAUGGCCAAAAGCAAUUCGAUGUUGCAGUAUCCUGAGCUGAUGCAACAUAUGUUGCUCCACUUUGCUGCGACUUCACAUGCGAAGUGAGCCAAAUUUGACCUUUCCGGGGUCAGCUGGAGCGGAGUACCGUCAUCAGGAGAGAGCGGAGGUGUUUUC